AUGGCGGACGAACCAGGACAGCCUCCGGCGCUAACAAACUUGAGUCUCGCCGAAAAGGCUCCUCAGUCAAAGGCGACAGGCCAAAUCGUCACCCCGUUCGAUGUCUCCGGAGGUGUUGAUGAGUCCGGCAAGCUCUUGCCUGUUGAUUAUGACAAAUUGGUGCGGGAAUUUGGCGCCACGCCUCUGACCCCGGACCUUCUUGAGCGCUUCGAGAAAGUCACUGGUCAUCGCCCGCACCGUUUCAUGCGCCGUGGCAUCGUCUUCAGUCACCGCGAGCUGAGCAAGAUCUUGGACCGCCAUGAGAAGGGUCAGCCAUUCUAUCUCUAUACAGGACGUGGUCCGAGUAGCGAUAGCAUGCACGUGGGACACACUGUUCCUUUCGAGUUCACAAAGUGGCUCCAGGAUGUCUUCGAUGUCCCCCUCGUCAUUAUGAUGACCGACGAUGAGAAAUAUAUGCAUUCCCAGAAGAUCGAGAUCGACGAUGUCAAGCGAUUCACCAAGGCAAAUGCGAGGGACAUCAUCGCUGUUGGGUUCGACAUGAAGAAGACUUUCAUUUUCAGCGAUUUUGAUUUUGUUGGCGGAGCCUUUUACGAAAACAUUUGCAGAAUGGCCAAGCGUAUCACCAUCAACCAGGUUCGCGGCACCUUCGGCUUCAAUGAUAGUAAUAACAUCGGAGAAUUCCACUUCUGCGCUACCCAGUCUGCGACGGCCUUCGCGACAAGCUUCCCCCAGAUCUUCGGCACUGACCGGAAGAAGGUUGCUUCAAUUCCCUGCUUGAUUCCUUGUGCCAUUGACCAGGACCCGUACUUCCGGCAAUGUCGAGAACACGCCGAGAAGAUGAAGUACAAGAAGCCUUCGCUCAUCCACUCUAUCUUCCUGCCUGCCCUCCAAGGCCCCGGCUCUAAGAUGUCUGCCAGUAUUGAUUCGUCUGCCAUCUUCAUGAGUGACGCCCCCAACAAGAUCAAGAACAAGAUCAACAAGUUUGCCUUCUCCGGCGGCCAGGAAACAACCGAGCUCCACCGUCAGCUCGGAGGCAACUCUAAGGUCGACGUGCCUUUCCAGUAUCUGACCUUCUUCCUCGAAGAUGAUGAGGAGUUGGAACGUAUCCGAACUGCCUACGAGAAGGGCGAGAUGCUCACUGGUGAGCUUAAGCAGAUCUGCAUCGCCGAGCUUCAGAAGUAUGUGCAGGGAUUCCAGGAACGACGGGCGCAAGUCACUGACGAUAUUGUGGCCGAAUAUAUGCGCCCACGUCCUUUGGAGUGGAAGGGAAACCCCAGCCCAGUAGUCGUUGAGAAGGAAAAGAAAUAG
Messenger RNA from Penicillium macrosclerotiorum, 1308 nucleotides. Its product is annotated as tryptophan--tRNA ligase WRS1. The transcript is spliced from 2 exons. Lineage: Eukaryota; Fungi; Ascomycota; Eurotiomycetes; Eurotiales; Aspergillaceae. Gene Ontology annotation, cellular component: cytoplasm. The coding region runs from base 1 to 1308 and encodes 435 amino acids. The record is from RefSeq and is a predicted model, not a curated record. Gene Ontology annotation, biological process: tryptophanyl-tRNA aminoacylation. Gene Ontology annotation, molecular function: ATP binding; tryptophan-tRNA ligase activity.